GGCAUCUCAAACAUAUAAUAAGAAUAAGUUUUCUAUAAAAAUAGUAUUGGUAUAUAAAAAAGCAUUACAUCGAACUUAGUCGUCGUGGCUUCAUGUGCGUGAUGUGUUCUACCCUCAAUGUUUUGGUGUACCUCCUGGUCAUAUCCCAUUUUGUCGUAGAGAUCGCUUGUCGAGUGGAGUUCACGAACGUAAAGUGCAAUUCUGUGGACAAGGAGUUCUCCGAUUUUGAAUAUUGUUAUCUGAAAUCUGUGAACCGGAGCUACAAAUAUCUAUCGCUGAAAGUCAAUCUGUUUCAAGUUCCUAUUACCAAUGUCUCGACGAAAAUAGGACUGUACAAGCGAUUCAGUGGAUAUAAACCAUUCCUUUACAAUUUAACUGUGGAUGCCUGCAAAUUUCUUAAACAUCAAAAAUCAUUCCCCAUUGUAUCAUAUUUUUAUGAGUUAAUCAAAGAUUUUUCAAAUAUGAAUCAUUCAUGUCCCUACGAUCAUGAUCUACUAUUGGAUAAGCUUACCAUCGAGCAUGUCAAUAACCGAUUCUCGAAAACUCUGGACUUUCCCGCGGGCGAUUACUUGAUCCACUUGCACUUUCUGGCCUACGGCAUCAACCGUGCGGUGAAUGACAACGGUGACAAUGGCAAGAGGAUAAUUGUUUUGCGGUUUUAGCAAAAUGGUAUUAAAG
Drosophila miranda is the source of this 678-nucleotide messenger RNA. RefSeq lists its product as uncharacterized. Bases 93 to 662 code for a protein of 189 amino acids. The transcript has 5 exons. NCBI's taxonomy places the organism in Eukaryota, Metazoa, Arthropoda, Insecta, Diptera, Drosophilidae. The record is from RefSeq and is a predicted model, not a curated record.